Molecule: messenger RNA, 1398 nt
Organism: Ornithodoros turicata
Lineage: Eukaryota; Metazoa; Arthropoda; Arachnida; Ixodida; Argasidae
Exons: 2
Coding region: 1-1398 (465 amino acids)
Source: RefSeq, a predicted model, not a curated record
AUGCCGCGAAGUGCGAGUUUGGCGUUACCAGCUUUACCUUCCUGGGACACACCAUCACCCCGGAAGGCAUCCGGCCACUCGCACCUAAGGUCCAGGUCAUCCGAGACUUUCCUACCCCCACCUCUCGCAAAGGGCUCCGCGCGUUCAUUCCCCGGCCUCGUGACCUUCUCCCGACAUUUUGUGCCUUGCUGUGCUGCCUUGCUCCAACCUCUGUACGCCGUUCUCGGCGCUGACCAUCCGAAAGAGGCCCGUGCUGCCCCUCUGGAGUGGACACCGGCAGCAGAACGCGCGUUCGCAGAGGUCAAGCAGGCCCUGGCAGAUGCUGUGUUGCUCCACCAUCCUCGUCCUGACGCCGAAACUGCGUUGUUCGUCAACGCCUCCACUGCUGCCGUCGGCGCCGUCUUGCAGCAGCGCCGCCCGUUUGUGCUGUACACAGGCCACAAGCCUCUCAUGUUCGCCUUGCGAUCGGCGUCCGGCAACUACUCACGUCGUGAAACCUGCCACAAGUGCUGCCUCUUGGAAUUCACGACAGAUGUACGCCACGUCGCCGGCGAAGACAAUGCAGCUGCCGACGCGCUCUCGCGGCCGGACGUUAAUGCUCUCCAUCCGCCCCCCGCGGUCGAUUUGGACGGCAUCGCCCAAGCGCUACAGGCUGAUCAAGAGCUCGCCGAUCUUCGUUCAUCCCCCGCAUCCACCACUUUUCGCGAAAUGUCGCUCCCCGGUUCGACGGCGAGACUAUGGUGCGACACAUCUACUGGCACCCCGCGCCCUUUCGUUCCCCUGGACUUUCGCCGGCCUGUUUUCAACGCCCUCCACUCGUUGUCCCACCCUGGCGUGCGCGGCACGCAGAAGAUUGUCGCAGAGCGCUACAUAUGGCCUCGCAUGAAUGCCAACGUCCGUGCCUGGGCUCGCGCCUGCCUUGCCUGCCAGCGGUCCAAAAUCCACCGCCACACCAUCUCGCCUCCAUCGCGGUUCCUUCCGCCAGAUGCCCGUUUCGGCCAGGUAAACAUCGACCUGGUCGGCCAGCUUCAUCCGGCCAAGGGCUACCGCAUCCUGCUCUCUUGCAUCGACCGGUUUACCCGCUGGCCGAAGGUAACGCCGAUUCCUGACCAGCAGAAACAGUGGCCCACGCAUUCCUCUUCUCCUGGGUUUCCCGAUUCGGCGCCCCGUCCACUGUCACCACGGACAGAGGACGCCAGUUUGAAUCGGUCCUCUUCCGUCACCUGUGCAGCGCCCUCGGAACCCAUCACAUCCGAACCUCGGCCUACCAUCCGACUGCCAACGGCCUGGUCGAGCGCCUUCAUCGGCAGCUCAAGGCUUCCCUCCGCGCCACUGACCACGGCGACACAACAUGGCCCGAGCGUCUUCCCUUCGUCCUGCUUGGCCUUCGCGCCGUGA